AUGCUUGCUAGCGGUAUCGUCAGACCAUCAGAGAGUUCAUGGGCCUCUCCCUUACAUUUAGUUCCCAAAAAAGAGAAUGGCUGGCGACCCUGUGGCGAUUACAGGUUGCUUAAUGCUAGGACUAUUCCUGAUAAAUAUCCCAUAAGGCACAUCCAUGACUUUACUCACGGCAUCGCUGGAUGUAACAUAUUUACUACCUUAGACCUUGUUAAGGCCUAUAAUCAGAUACCUGUCAGUGAAUUAGACAUACCUAAAACCGCGAUUACCACACCAUUUGAUUUAUACGAAUUUAAGUAUAUGAAUUACGGUUUGCGUAAUGGAAGUCAAACCUUCCAAAGGUUCGUGGAUGAGGUCACGCCUGGUUUAGAUUUUUGUUACUGUUACCUGGAUGACUUUUUAAUAUUCUCGAGGAGCGAGUAA
Molecule: messenger RNA, 420 nt
Organism: Parnassius mnemosyne (clouded apollo)
Lineage: Eukaryota; Metazoa; Arthropoda; Insecta; Lepidoptera; Papilionidae
Source: the annotation of a GenBank genome assembly